This is a messenger RNA of Dermacentor silvarum, 389 nucleotides long. RefSeq names its product putative methyltransferase-like protein 7A. The transcript is spliced from 2 exons. Bases 24 to 368 code for a protein of 114 amino acids. Lineage: Eukaryota; Metazoa; Arthropoda; Arachnida; Ixodida; Ixodidae. The record is from RefSeq and is a predicted model, not a curated record.
GGGUCCAAGGAUAUGGCGAGAACAUGAACGACCUUUCCAGUGAUUAUUUUGACGUUGUGAUGUUCACAUAUCUGCUGUGCUCCGUCAAAAAUGGCCGAGAUGUUCUGGAUGAAGUCAAGAGAGUACUAGUCAAAGGCGGCCACCUGAUUUUCCUGGAACACAUCGCCUUCCCUCGUGGCACCUGGCAAAGGGCGCUCCAGAAUUUGAUGACGCCACUCUGGAUGUUUUUCUGCUGCAACUGUCACCUGAACAGAGACUCUGCAGAGCUCAUUGAAGCUGCGGGCUUCUCGCAUGUCUCAGCCAGCUAUGUCAACGUCGAAAUGGGGCUUGUGUUGAAUAAUCAGGCGUACGGUUUUGCUAUUGCCUGAAUGAGUUACAAUCGCAGUUCA